AUGGCAUUCACUACCGUCAAGAUGGUUAACUGGACCGCGGAUAAGGAUCAGAUCAUCCUCAAGGGCAUCUUUAAGUUCCAUGACAUCAAGAGCAGCGCGCCGCUUCUCAAGUACCUGUCCGAGGAGAUUGGUGGUGACUGCACCCCCAAGGCCGUAUCCCACCGCCUCACCAACAUCCGCAAGGGCGGCACAACCCACGCCGUCGCCUCGCCAACUCGCGCCACUUCCACACCCAAGACACCUCGUUCCAAGGCCAAGGUUGCCCCGCGCAAGAAGAAAGCCGUCUCCGAAGACGCUGACAGCGAUGGUCCCCAAGGUCUUAUGGAUGAUGACGAGGUCCUUUCUCCGUCUGCUGCCCGCGGUAAGCGCACGCUUAACGGCAAGCGUAAGCCCACUUAUGAUGAGACAAGCGACAAGGAGGACGAGGAGGGCGAGGUUGAAGAUGACUACGUUCCGAUGGCUAAGCGGGUUAAAGAGGAGCCUGUUGAUGAGGAGGGUGUCGUUGUUGAGGAGCUCGUUGAGGAAGAGGUCUAG
This is a messenger RNA of Alternaria ethzedia, 534 nucleotides long. RefSeq lists its product as uncharacterized. The record is from RefSeq and is a predicted model, not a curated record. The transcript has 4 exons. The coding region runs from base 1 to 534 and encodes 177 amino acids. Lineage: Eukaryota; Fungi; Ascomycota; Dothideomycetes; Pleosporales; Pleosporaceae.